Tachysurus fulvidraco (yellow catfish) is the source of this 4923-nucleotide messenger RNA. It is a transcript of the gene pex6, whose product is annotated as peroxisomal biogenesis factor 6. Gene Ontology annotation, cellular component: peroxisomal membrane; cytosol. Bases 36 to 3287 code for a protein of 1083 amino acids. Lineage: Eukaryota; Metazoa; Chordata; Actinopteri; Siluriformes; Bagridae. Gene Ontology annotation, molecular function: ATP binding; ATP hydrolysis activity. The transcript is spliced from 17 exons. The record is from RefSeq and is a predicted model, not a curated record. Gene Ontology annotation, biological process: protein import into peroxisome matrix.
UCGAGGAUCGCAAAGCGCAUGCGCAACGCAUCAAGAUGGCGGCGCCCAUGAAGUUCGUCUGCCUGGAUCAGUUUCCUCCCGAUUUGCACCCUUUGCAAGCAGUCGUCCAUAAGUUACAGUUAAUUCGGAUGUUUUCGAACUGCACUGAAACUUCAUGCGCGCUGUUAUUAUCCAUUCAGGAAACUCAGCCGUUCACAAAGUCGACAGUUUUAGUGUGCGCGCACAUCUCAGCCGAGGAGCUGCCUGACUGCACGGUCCAUAGUAACAGCAGCACUCUGGCAGUUUAUGUGUCUAAAACUUUCCUAAGUCACUACAGUUUUCAGGAGGAAAAGUCAGGAAUCGCGCGUAUUCUACAGCUUUUGCCUUUGGGUAAGAUAGUUAUUGGUGCUCGCACGAAGCAGAGCUUCAGAUGGGCAUCUUCUGAAGAAUUCUCCAGUUUCCUGCUAGUUUUGGCUUCGUGUCCUGGACAAACUCUUUUGGUGAGCAGAGGUGACCCUCUGGUUUUACCACACCAUCCUCUGCUUGGUGAUAACGCGACUCUGGUGCGUCAAUAUCUGUCUGAUUUGGUCGUGCUGGACUGCACACCUCUUAGGCAGGGUAUGAUCACUGUGAACACUACUGUUGUAGUCUCUGAUUGCAGGGACAUUUUGCAUAGCCAUGGUGUUUUGGACUCUGCUGACAGCAGCGUAAACAACAGACCGUCCAGUGUGUCCUUGUUUGUCUCUGAUUUUGCUCAUUAUGCGAACAGUCUUGGCCCUGGGAGCUCCUUACUGAGCAACCGACUUUUGAUCAGUUCUCAGUUCACAGAGGUUCUUCAAGCCCUUGAGUGCAGGCUGGAUGUGAAGGUCACAUGUGACCAUGCCAGGCUUUGCAGGUUGGCAACAUCUGGAAUUAAAAUAGGAAAGAAUGCAGAGUUGGACAUGGACAGCUCUAUUUUUGUGAGCAAAAACCUGUUGUUAAAGUUAGGGUUGUUUAACGGUGAGUGGGUCAUGGCUGCUUUGGGAAAAGUAAAAAGAUGUUCUGGAGCUGAAGGGGCACAAAGUCCUCCAGACAGUGAAAGUGGAACAAAGCCUGUGGCUAAGGCAAAAGGAGAUAGUCAGCUGGCUAAAAUUGUGGCUUUUAUUAAGUCCUCAGACGUGGAUGUUAGUGAUAACGCAGGUUUCAUUUCACCGCUUCUGUGGUUUAAUUUGUCCAAUGGAGAAGCUGCACCUGUUGGAAGUAAAAGUCUCAAAAUAAAGAGAUGGAACCAGGCAUCAUUACCGUCGGGAUCCAAACUGUCUGCAAGUGUAUGUUGUUCUGCUGCGCCUCCAUAUGCCAAAGAACUACACAUUGAAGCAGUUAUAUCUCCAGAUUAUGACAUCCACAGCCCCUUUGAUAAUGUUCUCUUUAAGCAUUUUAGCACACCAAGACUUGUCAAGCAGGGGAUUAUAGUGGGUACUCCAACACAUGGUCAUCCUGAUUUCAUGGAAAGCAUCUCUUAUGGUAUCACAAGAUGGCCAGUCUUGUAUUUUAAAGUAAAGCAGGUGUCCGGCUUUUCUGAGGAUGAGGCAGAUGUUGGAUCGUAUCUUGCUGAUACAGAACACACCUCUCUGUAUAUGAGAGGUUUUACCAAUAGUCUGGCACCGUCCUCCAUUUCAGAGGCAGGUCUGUCGUUCUGGACGAGUCUUGUGCCUCCAGGACUCUCUGGCAUUGUUGAGAAAUUGGUCUCCAUCAUCCAGCCGCACGUUACGGAAAGUUUGAGGCAAGCCUGCUCUGUCCUUCUCAUGGGUCCAGAUGCUUGCGGUAAGGUCACCGUAGUCAAGGCGGCUUGUCGGAGGCUUCAUCUUCACCUGCUAAAGGUGGACUGUGUGACCCUGUGCGGAGACACUGCAGCUGCCUGCGAGUCCAAGAUGAAGGCAGCAUUCCAAAGAGCCGAGCUCCAUCACCCCUGUGUGCUUCUGCUGAGGAACCUACACUUACUCGGCCAACGGCAAGACCGCACCGAACCCGAUUCCAGAGUGACCUCGGCAGUCUGCCAUCUCAUAUCUCAUACUUGCUCAAGUGUAAUCGUGGUUGGCUGUGUGCAUGGCCAGCGGGAUUUGUCCUCAGAUGUGAUGCCAGCCUUUGUGCACCAGGUGGUGAUGGAGAGUCCCACAGAGGAGCAGAGGAAAGCCAUGCUUGCCAGCCUCAGUCAAGAGCUCCCUCUAGGCAAAGAUGUCAGUCUGGCCAAGAUUGCUAAACAGACAGCGGGUUUCAUUUUGGGAGAUUUCUGCGCACUUCUCACUGGUGCUGGGAAAGCAGCUCAUCAGCGUUUACUGAAGACUUAUUAUCCACAUGGAGCCAGUGUUCAGGAAGAGGAGGACCUGUGUGUGUUUGGUGUGACUAUUACAGGAGCUGACUUCACCACAGCACUGGAGGCUCUGCAAGAGGCUCACUCCCAGUCAAUCGGUGCUCCAAAGAUCCCGUCAGUGAAGUGGCAGGAUGUGGGUGGUCUGCAGCAGGUCAAGAAGGAGAUCCUGGACACCAUCCAACUCCCUCUAGAGCAUCCAGAGCUGCUCUCAGUGGGACUGAGACGCUCUGGCCUGCUGCUCUACGGACCUCCAGGCACCGGCAAGACGCUACUGGCCAAAGCUGUGGCCACUGAGUGCUCCAUGACCUUCCUCAGUGUCAAAGGUCCAGAGCUCAUUAACAUGUAUGUUGGUCAGAGCGAGGAAAACAUCAGAGAGGUGUUUUGCAAAGCUAGGAGUGCAGCUCCUUGUAUCAUCUUCUUCGAUGAGUUAGACUCAUUGGCUCCUAACCGAGGUCGCAGCGGAGACUCGGGAGGGGUGAUGGACAGGGUCGUGUCACAGCUCUUAGCUGAGCUCGAUGGUCUGCAUUCAUCUACGGACGUCUUUGUGAUCGGCGCAACCAACCGGCCAGAUUUACUGGACCAGUCUUUGCUCAGGCCCGGCAGAUUUGAUAAAUUGGUAUAUGUUGGCCUUAAUAAAGACAAGGAAUCACAGCUACAAGUGCUCAAGGCUAUAUUACGAAAGUUUAAGGUGGACCCGGGUGUUAGCCUGUCCGAUAUAGUGGAGCGCUGUCCACUUCAGCUGACGGGAGCCGAUCUAUACGCUCUCUGCUCUGACGCCAUGAUGUCUGCUAUUAAGAGGAAGAUUUUGCACGUUACUGAAGGUCUGGAGUCAGAGGACGCUCCUCUCUUGCUGUGUGCUGAGGACUUCAGCCAGGCCCUAGACAUCCUGCAGCCAUCUGUAACCGAGGAGGAGCUGCACAAGUACAAGCUCAUCCAGCAGAAACUCACUGCAAAGUAACACAAACACCAGCACUGCAGACCUGAGCAGAAAACCUCCUGCGUAUCACAUCACUCUUCCUGCUGCAAGCCACCUCCAUCUCUGUGCCGUUCCAGAUUCUCUACAGCCUGCUAUUUCUGAGCGGAUCUGGUCCGAAUCUCUUUCUAUUAACUUUCAGAUAAUAUGAAAAAUGACAUUUCACCAAACUACUCUUCGAAAUCAAUUUACGAAACAUUCCACGGCUUAAUUUCCACUUAAGGGAAUUCCCUCUACUGGGAAUUGAUUCAGCACAACCAUUUUUUCAACCAUUAGGCUACCAAAUGUGAAAGAGCAUGUUUCUGUUUUGCAUCUCAAACACCUAAGUUAUAACCUUUUCUUUUUUUUCUUCUUUUUUUUGAAAAGUGAAAAAAGAAAAUUAGAUUUAAAGAUUUCAUGCUGACCCAAAGCCCAGGACAUUGACACCAGUAUUUGAUUACGAACUGUCUCAGUGAAAUAGUCAUGAAUGUAAUCAUCAUCUUGAUCACAGUGUAAAAUAUUCAUUGCACUGAAACAAAAAAAGAACACUCGAAUUUCUCGCUCAAAUACGUCCUUCAAUUCCAGGCAGUUAAAUUGAGUAACAGUUGUCACAAUCGGUUCACAUACAUCCAGUGUGAUCUGAGAGUCUAACUCCAAGCUUUGUGGCAAAUGAGCUGAAAAAAAUGAAACCCAUAACACUGACACGUUCCCAGUGUGCUACUGUACAUGCGUGUUUCAAUCACCUACAUUUAAUAAUAUAAUUAUACUUGCAGUCGGCUCCAGCAUCCUGGCGAGAGUUCACAGUGUACCUGGUUUACGUUAAUACGUGAUCACGCUCGUUCUACAUCAUUCAAAUCUAGUAAUGAGAAAAAUGUUUAGUGUAAACCACGCAAUCUUGUUUUUGUUGAGAAACGUAUUUAUUUUCUCAGCUAGCGAGGCAUCUUUUGGCGUCUGGAUUGUUUUUACCAUAUGAUCUUUACAGGUGUUUAACCUAGGCAAGAUUAAAAAGUUACUUUUCUGUGUUCAGUGAAAUGUCAGGAUUUCUGCAUUGCUUAUGAAUGUGUUAUGAAGGCCCUCUGUACAGUACGGUGCCAGGGGAUACCAAGUUUUCUGACUACAAACUAACGCUUCUAUCUGGAUUUCAUUUCUCCUGAAAUAAGACCAGCUUUAAAAAAAAUAUUAAAAAUCCUGAUAAAUUAGCAAGCGCCAUAAGCACAAUCUUAUGUUAAUCAUUACUGUGACGCUCGGCCUGACGUUUGCAACACUUUUGGGGAAAAGUCACACAGUCUGCUCACUUUUUUACCAAAUGUAGUUUGCAGGAUAACUCUGUGCUCUCUGUUGAUGGUGUGCAAGCAGAAUGAUCUAAUACAGGAUCUGAGAACUAACAGUCCAUUUACAUGCCUCGUCAUUACAUUCGUCAUCAAAUAGUAAACAAACAGCUUCUGACUCACACAUGCUUUUUCAGUUUACGGUCAGGCUUAAAUAGAUUUUCGGUCACACUUUAUAUUAAGUGGUAAUGUAAUUUAUUAGAUAAUUUGUUUAAUUUGCUGUGCAAAUGAUUUAGUCAGGGUAUGCUGAGCAAUAGCCUUGGAUUUUUAAAUAAAUAUAAAAGGAUUGUGCAAUAAACAAUUACAUGUGUUUU